Vanderwaltozyma polyspora DSM 70294 is the source of this 1323-nucleotide messenger RNA. RefSeq names its product casein kinase 1 family protein. Gene Ontology annotation, biological process: peptidyl-serine phosphorylation; endocytosis; signal transduction. The coding region runs from base 1 to 1323 and encodes 440 amino acids. The record is from RefSeq and is a predicted model, not a curated record. Gene Ontology annotation, cellular component: cytoplasm; nucleus. Lineage: Eukaryota; Fungi; Ascomycota; Saccharomycetes; Saccharomycetales; Saccharomycetaceae. Gene Ontology annotation, molecular function: protein serine/threonine kinase activity; ATP binding. The transcript has a single exon.
AUGGUUAUCGACCUAUUGGGACCUUCUUUAGAAGAUUUAUUCAACUAUUGUCAUAGAAAGUUCUCUUUCAAAACUGUUAUUAUGUUGGCUUUGCAAAUGAUCUGUAGAAUUCAAUACAUUCAUGGCAGGUCUUUUAUUCAUAGAGAUAUCAAACCAGAUAAUUUCUUAAUGGGUGUCGGUCGUAGAGGCUCCACUGUUCAUGUCAUCGAUUUCGGUUUAUCCAAAAAAUAUAGAGAUUUUAACACUCAUCGUCAUAUCCCUUAUAGAGAAAAUAAAUCAUUAACAGGUACUGCUCGUUAUGCUAGUGUUAAUACUCAUUUAGGGAUAGAACAAAGUAGAAGAGAUGACUUGGAAUCAUUGGGUUACGUCCUGAUUUAUUUCUGUAAAGGUUCUUUGCCUUGGCAAGGUCUAAAGGCAACCACUAAAAAACAGAAAUAUGAUAGAAUCUUAGAAAAAAAAUUGUCGAUUUCCAUAGAAACUUUAUGUGGAGGUUUGCCCCAAGAGUUUGCAGAAUACAUUUCAUAUUGUAAAAAUUUGAAAUUCGAUGAAAGACCAGAUUAUUUAUACUUGGCCAGGUUGUUUAAAGAUUUAUCCAUUAAACUAGAUUAUCAUAAUGACCACCUCUUUGACUGGACAAUGCUACGUUAUACAAAGGCCAUGGUCGAACGUCAAACUACUUCUACCACCACUACUACUAAUAACACUAAUAAUAACACAAAUAAUAAUACAAUUAAUAAUAAUGCAAUUAAUAAUACUAAUAAUAACAUAAAUAACAACGGUUCAGGCAAUUCAGCUGCGACUGGUUCCGCAGCAAACAUUACAGGAGCAGCAUCUGCAUCAACUACAGCCGCUGGAGGUGGUGCAGAAUCUAAAGAAGACAAGAAUAAUUCUUUCAACAAGAUCAAACUACUGGCAAUGAAGAAUUUUUCAAAUCAUUUCCAUUAUUAUUUAACACAAGAUGACAAUCACUAUCCUAGCCCAGAAGAAAUCAAGAAACAAACGACUAUAAACAAUAAUACCGUUGUCGAAGAUUCAAAUCUAUUAAAGGCCAUUGGCAAAGGAAUGGAAAAACUAAAACAGAAAACCAUUGCUGAUUCUCAAUCAAAUGUCGUUCAACCAAUACUACAAACUACUCAAUCGGAUAACGAUAACAACAACAACACACCUCAAAACAACUUCAAUCAUAGUUCAAACAAUAACAUUAAUAAUUCCUAUAUCAUUCCUCAUCAUAACGAUAAUAACAGUAAUGACCAACAACAGCAACAGCAACAACAGCAACAGCAGCAACAACAACAACCAAACGGUCAAGACAUAUGGUUAUAG